AUGGUCGCAACACGCGCUCAGCGAGCACAGACCAAGGAUGAGCCCGCCGCUCCCAAGCGCAACGCUCUAGCAGCACCGGCUCGUCGCGGCAAGAAGCCCGAAGGCGACAAACCUGGUUCCACUGCCCAAAAGCCUACACGUGCCGCUGCGACGGCCAAAAGGGCAGCUGCGAAGCCCGCUGCUCCGACCGCCGCGAAACAACCUGCCCCCACCACUCGCCGGACGCGCGCAAAAGAAGCCGAAGCGCCUGCGCCUAAAGUAACCCUCGAGGACCCUGAAUCCGCAGACGAACUCGAGGUCGUGGAGGAGCCUGCAGCACCUGCGCCCGCAAAGGCUACGAGGAAGACCGCCGCCAAAGUUGCGCCGAAGCAAACCGAGACAACAACAACAACAACGACCGCAAGUCGCAAGCGAUCUGCGCGCGAAAUCGAACCCGAACCCGCGCGCCCGGCCAAGAGACAAACGCGUUCGCGCGUCACCGAGGACCCUCAGGAACGCGAACAAGACGAAUCGAUGGAGGCAGAAUCGAAAAAGGCCGUCGCCGCGCCUCGGGCCACUCGCGCGACUCGCGGAACCAAGGCAUCCCAGUCGCGCUCUGCGGCCACCGUCAAGCCUCUGGCGCAGCGCAUCACCGUCACCGCUAAGAAGCCGACGAGGAAGGCGAAGGCCGAGGUGCCCGAGCCCGCUGUUGUCGAGGUCGAGAUGGAAGAUGCUGAUGAAGAAGAAGCGCAGGCUCCGGAGCCGGCGAAGUCGACGAGGAAGUCGUCGAGGAGAGCCGCGAGCGAAGAGCCGCAAGAGCCGGCUUCGGAUGCGCCGGUGGAGCCUACGCCUGCGAAGUCGACAAGGAAAUCUUCCAGGAGAAAGACUUUGGAAGAGGUUCCUGAAGUCUCCGCAGAGGCUUGCGAGACGGAGGACAAGGAGGACCCAGCUCCUGUAACUCCGGUGAAGUCAACAAAGAAAGUAUCGGAGAAGCCUGCGGAGAAGGAGGAGACCGAGGCCGAGAAGCUCGAUGAGGAGUCUGCAGUUGAGGAACAAGAACCCGCCUCCACCCCAGUCAGGACGCCCGAGGCCCCUCAGCAACCAGAGACUCCGGUUAAGCCGACCCCCGCACCGCCGAAGUCGAUCUUGAAGUCCGUUCGUCCCGAGGCAAAGGAAAACGUACCCCCGAAGACCCCAGGUCCCGCGCACUACGCGGCAACUUUCCCGUUCGCUCAGGAAGCCACCCCAUUUUUCAGACCUGAAAUUGCCCCGCAAGCUGCCAGCUUCCAAGCCAGGACCCCGGGCUUCACCAAGUCUCUGCUUCAUGAGACGCCUCGCAAGGCGCCUAUGGCUUCACCCUUCAAGCUUCCUCCUAUGUCAGCCGCGAAGCACGUUGCCGAGGCCAACGCCGGCAGCAUUCUGAAUAGCCCUGCGAAGAGGGCACCGCUUGGCGCUCCGAUGCACGGCAUGACACCCAUGAGGCCGACAGCUGCGAAGCCUGAGAUCAAGGCUUCCCUUCUUCAGACACCUGCGAAGAAGGGCCUGAUGCUUCCUCCCUCCACUGCUCCGGUCAACAAGCAGGGUCCUCAACCUGCUCACGCAAAGUCCUCCCUUCUCCAGACUUGCCCCCGCAAGAUCGCUCUGCCAGGCCUCCCUCCCAAGUCUUCCAUCACAUCUCCCACGAAGGCAGAUGAGGGCGUCAUGGGAUCUUCUCUUCUGUCUGCCACGCCCCGCAAGGUCCGCAUCGAGCCGCCAACUCAGCCUGCCUUCGGAACCAGUGUCCAGGAUUUCGCCAUCCAGGCGCAAAACUCCGCACUGGCGGCCGAGCCUCGCCGCUGGAACACGCCCGCGAGGACUCCCGCCAAGCGCUUCGCUACCCCGGGCAAGACGCCCGCCAAGUCCCUUGUCGACGCCGACGCGGGCAGCCCCACGCCCGUCAAGCGGACCCCGGCCGCCGGCCUGAGGGACGUCAACUCGGCCCUCAAGCUGCUCAACGAGGCGUCGUCGUCGCCCGCCAUGCCGCCCGCCACGCCCACCGAGCAGUUCGUCCAGACCGUCAUCGACAAGAUCGACCAGAGUAUGUCCGAGUCGGAGAGCAGCGAAGCCGCCUACAGCUCGCAGAUCAGCCAGGACAUCGAGGUCGCCCGGUCUGCGGACGACGAGCAGCUGGCGUCCGACGAUUAUCAUCACCACGACGAUAUCGCGGCCGAUUUGGAGCUCGGUCAGCGCACUGCCGAUGCCGGCGAGGUCGAGCCCUGCGUCUCUCCGGCUGACUUGGUCAUGUCGGAUAGCGAGACGCCGCUGGGCAGCCCGCGGGCUGUGCCUGUCGAGGAUGUUGUCAUGGAGGAGCAGGUUGAUGUCUCCAUGCAGGAUUUUGUUGGUCCUGUGCAGGAAGUCGUCGUGGAGGAUGCUGCUACGGGGGCUCUUCAGGAUGUCCCCGAGAUAGUGGAGCCCAUCACUGAGGAGCCAAGUGCCGUCGUGCAUCACGAGGAGUAUGUCGAGGCCACGCCUGCUCGCUCGGAGAUUCAGUUCAUCGAGGACGUGCAUGAGGUCGAGGCUGAGCCUGAGCCUGAGCACCAGCCUGAGAUUGCGCCUGCCGAGGUUGCUCCGGAGGCAGUUCAGAUGGCUGUGGAGCAGGUCGAGAAGGUUUCCGAGCAGCGUGUUGAGGAGUUUGUUGAGAAGCACUUUGAGGAGCACGUCGAGCAACCGAUGGAGCAGUCUGUCGAGCAGCCAAUGGAGCAGCCGACUGAGCAGCCUAUCGAUCAGCUUGUCGAGGAGUACGUCAAGGUGCAGGUCGAGCCACAGGUCGAGCCGCAGGUCGAGUAUGUCGAGGAGUACGUCGAGGAGAAGGUUGAGGAGACCACCAUUGUUGAGCAGACCACGACCGUUCAAGAGGAAAUUGUGGAAGAGAUCCCAGUGGUCAGUACCCCGCAAGUCCCUGAAAGGCCUUCGACUCCCACAAUGGAAGAGCAGCACGCCGCUGCGCUUGCUAAGGAGAAGGCCAAGACUGAACGCCGCGAUCGUCGCAAGCGACUUUCCAUGGCUAUCGAGCUGGAGAGCUCUGUCAGGAAGCCAAGGAAGAGCCUGGCUUUCAUCCCUUCGCUCACUCCCGCCAAGUCUGCUCUCCGUUCGCCUUUCAAGAAGCCCUUCGGAUCUCCCAAGAAGUCUGUCGCCUGGGCGACUGAACCUACUCAGGCUCGGAUCAUCGAGGAGCCUCAACAGCCGCAGACACCCAAGGUUGUUCACCACACGGCUGAUACCGACGUGAACAUCCCUCGUCCGGACGACGGUCUGCUGAACGGAACUGUUUUCUUUGUCGAUGUUCGCACCGUUGACGGUGAGGACGCCGGUGAUCUGUUCAUCCCUCUUCUUGAGGAGAUGGGCGCCAAAAUCGUCAAUGACUGGAACAGCAACAUCUCCCAUGUGCUGUUCAAAGACGGUGAUUCGGAGACUCUCGAGAAGGUCUUCGCUACCAACGGCGCCGUCAAGGCCGUCAACAUCGGCUGGGUCCUCGACUGCGAACGCUUCAACAAGUGGGUCGCCGAAGACGAGUACCUGAUCGAAGUCUCCCGCCUCCUGGACGGCAGUCCUGCCCGCAACCUCUUCGCCCCCAGCGUCGCCAACACGCCCGCUCGCGCCACUCCGGCCAAGUCCGCCUUCGGCACGCCCUUCGCCCUCAUGAGCCUCACCCCCAAGGGCAAGCCUACCCUCAGCCCCUUCGCCGACAUCACCACUCCCAAGCCUUCUACGCCCAUCGCCGACGCCGAGGACAAGGAGAACACGCCGCCGACGCAGCUCUUCAAGACGCCGACCAAGCCUUCGACUCCUGCCGUCACCGUCGCUGGCGCUGCUGGCGAGUUCUCCCCGUCCACGCCCUACUACCUCCACCCGGAGAACAUCAUCCAGAAGACGUGCCCGCCGAAGCAGAUCAACAAGGGCCUGUUCGAUCGCGAUGAGAGGCAGGCUACGGCCGUCACGCCCUUCAGGCAGAAGAUGUUGCUCGCCAGGAGGAGUUUGAGCCCGGCGGCUUUUGGGAGGGCGCAGGGUUUCUGA
This is a messenger RNA of Lasiodiplodia theobromae, 4032 nucleotides long. RefSeq names its product BRCT domain-containing protein. The coding region runs from base 1 to 4032 and encodes 1343 amino acids. The record is from RefSeq and is a predicted model, not a curated record. Lineage: Eukaryota; Fungi; Ascomycota; Dothideomycetes; Botryosphaeriales; Botryosphaeriaceae. Gene Ontology annotation, biological process: mitotic cell cycle. The transcript has a single exon.